Messenger RNA from Chenopodium quinoa (quinoa), 1708 nucleotides. RefSeq names its product zinc-finger homeodomain protein 8-like. The transcript has a single exon. The record is from RefSeq and is a predicted model, not a curated record. NCBI's taxonomy places the organism in Eukaryota, Viridiplantae, Streptophyta, Magnoliopsida, Caryophyllales, Amaranthaceae. Gene Ontology annotation, biological process: regulation of developmental process; regulation of DNA-templated transcription. The coding region runs from base 263 to 1345 and encodes 360 amino acids. Gene Ontology annotation, molecular function: transcription cis-regulatory region binding; DNA-binding transcription factor activity. Gene Ontology annotation, cellular component: nucleus.
CCUUUUAAAAAAACUAAUAAUUAAUUUUUAAAAAUUUAAAAACACCCUCCUAUUUUAAGUAGUAGACUCUGAGACAUAUUUAUUACCUUCUCAACAACAACUAGCCCCACCAAACACCCCCUUAUUUUCCCCCCAUAAACCUUCUUCUUCUAAAUCUCACUACAUUACCCAAAACCUCUUCCUUUUUCUCCCACCAUUUCUUCCUUUGCUCCCUUGACCCAAACCCAUUCCAAACCCGACCAAAACCCGACCCAUUCUCUCAAUGGCUAUGGACUUCAUAAGUGGGCCCACCUCCGCAACAACCACCGUGACUCCUCGCACCUCCGACUCCGACACCGAUACUCCUCCGCACCCUCCGCCUGCUAAGAGGGCCCACCACCACCACCACCAUAGCUACAACAUCCACCACGACAACAUCAACAACAACAACAACGAAAACGUGCAACAGCAACAACAACAGCACGUGUCAUACAAGGAGUGCUUGAAGAACCACGCGGCGAGCAUAGGAGGUCACGCCCUAGACGGGUGCUGCGAGUUCAUGCCGGGACCCACCGCUAACGCUGUGGACCCCACUUCACUCACUUGCGCAGCGUGUGGCUGUCAUCGCAACUUCCACCGCCGUGACCCUGACGACCCAACACCCCUCCACCACCUCAUCCCGCCUUCUUCGGCGGUGCGUAGGCCUCACUCGCCUCCCUCUGCGUCUCAGCUUCUCCUCUCCUUAAGCGGCCACACUCACAGCCCUUCGGAUCACGAAAUGGUGCAUAAUUCAACCGCAUCCGCUGGAGUAGGGGUUGUGACAGGAUUUUACUCUGACAAUGGCGGUAGCGGUGGUGGAGGGCAGAAUGGUAAUUUCCAGAGCAAGAAGCGGUUUCGGACAAAAUUCAGCCAAGAGCAAAAGGAGAAAAUGUAUGAAUUCUCGGAGAAAAUAGGGUGGAGAUUGAAAAAAGGGGAAGAAAGAUUAGUACAAGAGUUUUGUAAAGAAGUGGGUGUUGAUAGAAGUGUUUUUAAAGUUUGGAUGCAUAACAACAAACAUUCCGGCUCCGCUUCGGGUGCUACUGCUGGUGUUGGUGGUGCUGCUGGUAUUGUUUCGGCUUCGGCUUUAGCUUUACCUUCUUCAUCUUCGGCCUCGCCGCAGCGGAGAGACAAAUCUGGUAUAACCAUUGCUGAAACUACUGUCACUUCUAGUAGUAAUGGGAAUCAUGGAAAUGCUAAUAUUAGUAGUAACAACAACAAUAAUACUAAUAAUAAUAGUAAUGUGGGAUUGAAUUGUGGGGGAGUUCUUGGUUCGUCUCUUGAGUUUAAUUUUGCUAAUUGUGGUGGUCAAGAAGCGAAAGCGCAAUGAUUAAUUUUUAAUUAAUUUCUCAGCUAAUUUUAAUUUGCUCAUUAUUAUUUUUGACUAAUGUUGUUUUAGUUAUGCACUACUAUUUGUUAGUUAAUUAAUUAUCAUUAAAGUUAAUACUAACCAAAGUUUUUGGUUCCAUGUUUAGAGAUAUGAUGAUAGAGAGGUUGAAACUCUGAUGAAUAAUGUAAAAAGAUCUUGUUUUUUUUUUUUUUUUUUUUUAAUGUUUUAAUAUUUGAAUCGUAUGACUCAUGAGUUGAAGAUUUUUGAAUGUAGUCAUUAUUGUUAUUGAUUCGACGUGGUUACGUGAUGAUGAAAACAUGGGUUUAACUUCGAUAUGAAUAAUGCCUAUGAGUUUAGUUGUUA